Molecule: messenger RNA, 442 nt
Organism: Dipodomys ordii (Ord's kangaroo rat)
Lineage: Eukaryota; Metazoa; Chordata; Mammalia; Rodentia; Heteromyidae
Product: histone H2A type 1
Exons: 1
Coding region: 28-420 (130 amino acids)
Cellular component (GO): nucleosome
Molecular function (GO): protein heterodimerization activity; structural constituent of chromatin; DNA binding
Source: RefSeq, a predicted model, not a curated record
CGCUUUUCCGCACUUAACGUUUUUGCAAUGUCUGGACGUGGCAAGCAAGGAGGGAAAGCUAGAGCUAAGGCUAAAACACGUUCGUCUCGGGCCGGCCUCCAGUUCCCAGUAGGACGAGUCCAUCGCCUUCUUCGCAAGGGAAACUACUCAGAACGUGUAGGAGCCGGUGCUCCUGUGUACCUCGCAGCAGUGCUGGAGUACCUCACCGCCGAGAUCCUGGAACUCGCGGGCAACGCUGCGCGUGACAACAAGAAGACCCGUAUUAUACCACGCCACUUGCAGCUAGCUAUCCGUAACGAUGAGGAACUUAACAAGCUUCUUGGUCGUGUGACAAUUGCGCAGGGCGGUGUCCUUCCCAAUAUUCAGGCCGUUCUGCUGCCAAAGAAGACCGAGAGUCAUCACAAAGCUAAGGGCAAGUAAAGCUGCUAACCAGCCCUCGAUG